AGCAAGAGAGGGACAAUUGUUUAAGUCGACCUCUGGGUCCGGAACCGCGGGUAAAGAUGGCGGCGGCCAGGUGGUGGAGGCCUAUGCUUCGCGGUCCGAGCCUUUCAUUGCACACCGCGGCUAAUGCCGCCGCCACGGCUACAGAAACGACCUGCCAAGAUGUCGCGGCGACCCCCGUCGCGCGGUACCCGCCGAUUGUGGCCUCCAUGACAGCCGACAGCAAGGCGGCACGGCUGCGGCGAAUCGAACGCUGGCAGGCGACGGUGCACGCUGCGGAGUCGGUAGACGAGAAGCUGCGAAUUCUCACCAAGAUGCAGUUUAUGAAGUACAUGGUUUACCCGCAGACCUUCGCGCUGAACGCUGACCGCUGGUACCAGUACUUCACCAAGACCGUGUUCCUGUCGGGUCUGCCGCCGACCCCCGCGGAGCCCGAGCCCGAACCCGAACCCGCGCUGGACCUCGCGGCGCUGCGUGCCGUCGCCUGCGACUGCCUGCUGCAGGAGCACUUUUACCUGCGGCGUAAACGGCGCGUGCACCGUUACGAGGAGAGCGAGGUCAUAUCUUUGCCCUUCCUGGAUCAGCUGGUGGCAACCCUCGUGGGCCUCCUCAGCCCACACAACCCGGCCCUGGCCGCUGCCGCCCUCGAUUAUAGACGCCCAGUUCAUUUUUACUGGGUGCGUGGUGAAGAAAUUAUUCCUCGUGGUCAUCGAAAAGGUCGAAUUGAUGACUUGCGAUACCAGAUAGAUGAUAAACCAAACAACCAGGUUCGAAUAUCCAAGCAACUCGCAGAGUUUGUGCCAUUGGAUUAUUCUGUUCCUAUAGAAAUCCCCACUAUAAAAUGUAAACCAGACAAACUUCCAUUAUUCAAACGGCAGUAUGAAAACCGUAUAUUUGUUGGCUCAAAAACUGCAGAUCCUUGCUGUUACGGUCACACCCAGUUUCAUCUGUUACCUAACAAAUUAAGAAGGGAAAGACUUUUGAGACAAAACUGUGCUGAUCAGAUAGAAGUUGUUUUUAGAGCUAAUGCUAUUGCAAGCCUUUUUGCUUGGACUGGAGCACAAGCUAUGUAUCAAGGAUUCUGGAGUGAAGCAGAUGUUACUCGACCUUUUGUCUCCCAGGCUGUGAUCACAGAUGGAAAAUACUUUUCCUUUUUCUGCUACCAGCUAAAUACUUUGGCACUGACUACACAAGCUGAUCAAAAUAACCCUCGUAAAAAUAUAUGUUGGGGUACACAAAGUAAGCCUCUUUAUGAAACAAUUGAGGAUAAUGAUGUGAAGGGUUUUAAUGAUGAUGUUCUACUUCAGAUAGUUCACUUUCUACUGAAUAGACCAAAAGAAGAAAAAGCACAGCUGUUGGAAAACUGAAAAAACAUACUUGAUUGAGAACUUUGGGAAUAAAUUUUACUGAAGGAACAGUAAUGAGAUUUGUAACUGUCAACUAUUAAAUACAUUGAUUUUUGAGACAAAUAUUUCUUAUGUCAGCCUGUUAUUAGAUCUCUUACUCUGCUGAAAUUCGUCACUGAAAGAUUUAAUUUUAGUUACCUUUUAUUGAUUUAAAAAUAAUUGCAUUUGUGUAUUGCUAACUGAUAAGACAAAUUGCGUUAUUGAGCUAUUAAAUGCACAUUUUAAUAUAAAUGCAGAAAUCCCAAAUAAAAUACUAACAUACUGAA
This is a messenger RNA of Mandrillus leucophaeus (drill), 1669 nucleotides long. RefSeq names its product mitochondrial ribosomal protein S30 (gene MRPS30). The coding region runs from base 57 to 1364 and encodes 435 amino acids. Gene Ontology annotation, cellular component: mitochondrion; mitochondrial large ribosomal subunit; ribosome. Gene Ontology annotation, biological process: translation. The transcript has 5 exons. Lineage: Eukaryota; Metazoa; Chordata; Mammalia; Primates; Cercopithecidae. The record is from RefSeq and is a predicted model, not a curated record. Gene Ontology annotation, molecular function: structural constituent of ribosome.